This is a messenger RNA of Malurus melanocephalus (red-backed fairy wren), 1274 nucleotides long. It is a transcript of the gene TMEM25, whose product is annotated as transmembrane protein 25. Gene Ontology annotation, biological process: negative regulation of excitatory postsynaptic potential. The record is from RefSeq and is a predicted model, not a curated record. Lineage: Eukaryota; Metazoa; Chordata; Aves; Passeriformes; Maluridae.
GGGUGGCCUGGUGGSUGCAAGGCUCGGCCCCGUUCCGUGAAGAGGGGAGGCUGGAGGCACGGGGACGCGCAUCCCCUGUCCGGGCUGGGCGGUCUCUGAGCGCUAUCGCAGGCAGCAGGGAUUAAUCCCGCGGCUGCGCGCAACAAUCMCGCUCGGGGAAGGCGACGGCGAGGGCUCUGCGAGGGAGAUGAGYGCUCGCAGCCGUGCUGGGGCCCGCCCCUGUGCCGCAUGCACUGCCCUCGCGUGCCGGGGCCCGGCGCAGAGCCGCACUGCAGACCGGGCUGGACACAGGAGUAGCGAUGCUGCGGGCGCUGCCAACACCCUCACCCGCAUCGCCCAGCACUCAAACCACCAGCUCAACUGCUCCGUGACCARCCCGACCUCCAGCGAGACCUACAACACCUCCAUCCUCCUCAAUGUGCAGUAUAAACCAGAGAUCCUGCAGGAMGGUGCCAGCUACCAGGAGGUCAAGGACACUGGCCUUCUCCUGGUGCUCUUUGUGCUGGUGCAAGCCAACCCACCUGCCAGCAUCACUUGGGUGGACCAGGAUGGACAUGUGAUGGCCGGUGCUUCCAAGUUUCUCCUCCUAGGUGCCACGAACUACCCAGGGCUGGCCAACCACUCUCUCCACAUCCAUCUCAGCUGCACAGGUCAAAACCUCUCCAUCAGUGCAGCCAACAGUGUGGGCAUCACCACUGCCUCCCUCCUGCCCACAGGUCUGCUGGAUGCCCGUGUGGAGCUGCCUGUCCUGGGUGUUGCCAUUGGAGCAGCCCUGGCUCUAGCUGCCCUGCUCAGCCUGGGCUCCUGUGCUGCCUGCCUGGCAUGCCGCUUGCCCAAGCUCGUGCGAGGUGCGGGGCAAGCAGGAGGGAACAGCCCACCCAGCCAAUGCUCCCAUUGCAGCAGCUCUGAGCCCCCACAGCCCCAGGGCACACGCCUGCCCCACCAGACCCAGUCCUUGCCACCCAACCUGCGCUUCAGUGACCUUGCGCAGGGAGAUGCAGCUUUCCCUAAGGAUGCAGGAGUCUGUGCAAGGGGAGAAGAGAGUGCCAUGCUGGGACUGGAGAACUCCCUGGUCCUCAGUAAGCUUGGUUUUGUCCAGCUCCCUAUGUCUGGGCGCAUCUACAAAGUUCCCAGCAUGAGCAGUGAUGAGAUCUGGCUGUGAGCUGCAGUGUGGUGCCUGUGAGCCWGGGCUGCCUGGCACCAGCCAUGUACCAACCCCUGGAGCUGCUCAGCCAAGGGUGCCAGGAAGGCUGUGAUGGGCAGUAGGAGCUGAG